Messenger RNA from Ictalurus furcatus (blue catfish), 2073 nucleotides. It is a transcript of the gene ess2, whose product is annotated as ess-2 splicing factor homolog. Bases 333 to 1739 code for a protein of 468 amino acids. The transcript has 10 exons. The record is from RefSeq and is a predicted model, not a curated record. Lineage: Eukaryota; Metazoa; Chordata; Actinopteri; Siluriformes; Ictaluridae. Gene Ontology annotation, cellular component: catalytic step 2 spliceosome.
CUCAGGAAAACGGGGAGUCGAAUCGGAAGUCGUUACGUUUUGCGUAACAGUAGUUUGUUUACUCUCGGUUGAGGACAGUAUUUUUAUUGUUUAGUCUUUUGUGGUUUGAGUUCAGGAUCGGUCCGUGUGUUAAAAUACAGCUUGUAGAACAGAUAAGUAUUUAAACGUUUGAGCUGUAAGUACAGAUAAGCAUUUAAACGUUUGAGCUUCGUAAUCAGGAUUCACGGAUAGCUACACGACUAGCUUUAGCAUUUCUACUCGGAUACACAUAUACAUAUAUAUAAAUUAAUAAGCAGCUUGAAGGUUUAUAUAUUGGUGUAAGUUGUGUGAGGAUGGAGGAGACUGAGGUGUGUGUGAAGGCCGACAACGCCGUGGCUGUGAGGGAACCACAGGAGGAGCCGAGCAAGCCGAAGAAAAAGAUCUUGGACGAAGAUGAAUAUAUUGAGAGUCUGGAGCAGAUCGUUCAGAGGGACUUCUUCCCGGAUGUCAGUAAGCUGCGAGCACAGAUGGAUUACCUGGAGGCUGAGGAGAACGGAGACCUGCAGAGAAUGAGGGAGAUCGCCAUCAAAUACGGCUCAGCCAUGGCCAAAUACACCCCACGCACUUACGUCCCCUAUGUGACACCAUCAUCAUUUGAGACUCCUGAUGGUCACGCCACUUCUCCAUCCUCGUCACGCAGUAGAUCCAUUACAGGCAGAGACACAGUGCUUGGAGGUAAAGAUGGUGGGAAAGUGGAGAAGGAGCUGCCGUCUCUGGACCGUUUCUUGUCAAAGAACACGAGUGAGGAUAAUGCGUCAUUUGAGCAGAUCAUGGCUUUGGCCCAGGAUAAGGAGAAGCUGAAGAACUCCUGGCUGUACGAGGCUGAGAGCGAGUACAAAGAGCGGCGAGAGCAAAAUCUGGCUCUGCCAUCAUCCGAGACUCAGGCUCUGGAGUGUGUGAAGGCCGGAGUAGAGACGUGGGAGUACACGGCCAAAAACGCCCUCAUGUACUAUCCUGAAGGUGUGAAAGACGACACGAUGUUUAAGAAGCCGAGAGAGGUUUUGUACCAAAACACACGCUUUGACGUGGACCCGUUCUGUAAAGCUCUCAAUAAAUCACAGAUCCAACAGGCUGCUGCUCUCAAUGCACAGUUUAAAUUAGGAAAGGUGGGACCGGAUGGGAAAGAGCUGCUGCCACACGAGUCUCCUAAAGUCAACGGCUAUGGCUUUGAAGGAGCGCCGUCGCCUGCACCAGGAGUGUGUGAGUCUCCCUUGAUGACAUGGGGAGAGAUUGAAGACACGCCCUUCAGACUGGACGGCUCAGACACUCCGCUCAUAGAGAGGAGCCACGGCCCAGCGUUUAAGAUUCCCGAGCCAGGACGCAGAGAGAGGCUCGGGCUAAAAAUGGCCAACGAAUUGGCAGCCAAGAACCGAGCAAAGAAACAGGAAGCACUUCGUAAAGUCACAGAAAAUCUUGCCAGUUUGACCCCAAAAGGUAUGAGUCCCGCUGCUCUGUCUCCAGCUCUGCAGCGCCUUGUGAACCGUUCAUCCAGGAAGUACACCGAUAAAGCCCUACGUGCCAGCUAUACCCCGUCACCCUCUCACAGAGCAUCAGGCUCGAAAACUCCUCUCAGCCCCUCACACUCCUUACACACCCCCACACCAGGCAAAACCCGCACACCCGCCUCACAUGACCCCGCCUCCAUCACGGACAAUCUGCUGCAGCUUCCAAAGAGGAGAACAGCGUCCGACUUCUUCUGAGGACACCACUGAGGACACAAAGGACAUCAAACACACAAACUUUCUCCUGCUUUGCAUUUCUGGUCUUUAUUUGCAAAGAUUUAUAGCCUUUAAAACGUCCUGACUACUUCAUCAGUUAAAGGUGUAAUAAUCAUUACAUUUUUUUGUACAAUUUAUCAACCGUACAAGUUUUAUUUUUGAUGUUUUUAAAGUGGUGGUUAACUAGGGGUGUAAAUAUGAAUGGAUUUUUGGAAUGAGUUAGAACAAUAUUCAUGUAAGGUCUGCACUCUUUUAUGGAUGGUGUAAAUUCUCCCUGGCUCUUUUCAAACAUAAACAGAUUAUUUUGUUGACUGUA